GAUUAAUGCAAAAAUCAAGAGAGAAUAUGAUGAUAAUUGUUAAAAAAUAAAUUCAAAUUUAGGAUUUGACAUUGUGGCUGCACAUAAACAUGAAAUUAUGAAACAUAUCAUUCCACAUCAGAGCAGGGAGAGUUUCGUUUAUAAACAUAACACAAAAAAAAAUAAUAUGAAAAUGAAGCUCUAAUCAAAGGAGUCAAUCCAGAAUAAUUGAGUGAAUUGGAAAGAGCAAAAAGAUUGAUGAUUGGAACACUUA
Paramecium octaurelia is the source of this 253-nucleotide messenger RNA. NCBI's taxonomy places the organism in Eukaryota, Ciliophora, Oligohymenophorea, Peniculida, Parameciidae. The record is from the annotation of a GenBank genome assembly.